GAUCUCCAUGUUACCAACCCCAAAAAUAUUACAUAACCUCAUUUAUCUGUCAUUUCGUCGAAUGUUUUGGUGAGAUUUGCGGGUGAAACAUGGGGGCCGCAUUUGGUUAUUUUCCCGAAAGUGGGUUCAAUCUCUACUUUCAUCCAGAAGUGACCCCUGGACCGAAUGAAAAACCGACUUUUGACCCACUUCUUGGUUUUGAAAAUGGACGUAAAGAGCGAGUCAUGAUCGCUACUGAGGAAGAGAUGAGGUCGGCAAAAAUACCACUUGAACAUCGGGAUUAUUGCGCUCAUCAUCUCUUGAAGUACCUCAGUUGUCGAAAAGACAACUGGCCUUGGGCGGUCAACUGCGAGCAUGAAAAACACGUCUACUCACACUGCAAAUACGAGGAUUACGUGAUCCGUAUGAAGGAGUACGAGCGCGAACGCCGCUUGCGUGUCCGUGAGUACAAUAAAAAACAGCAUGAAAUAGCAGCUGCGUAAGCUCUAUAUUUCAACUGGUAGGUCGUUUGUAAAUAAAUUCAAUAAAAUUAGAAAAACAAA
Tribolium castaneum (red flour beetle) is the source of this 542-nucleotide messenger RNA. RefSeq names its product NADH dehydrogenase (ubiquinone) B18 subunit (gene ND-B18). Lineage: Eukaryota; Metazoa; Arthropoda; Insecta; Coleoptera; Tenebrionidae. Gene Ontology annotation, cellular component: mitochondrion. The record is from RefSeq and is a predicted model, not a curated record. The transcript is spliced from 3 exons. Bases 90 to 482 code for a protein of 130 amino acids.